AUGGCUGAACUGACAACUAGAGGCCCACAGGAUGUCCCUGGCUCUUCCCCUGAUGAAAACGAAUUUCCUUUUGGAUAUCCCAAUAACAUCUGUGAGGAUGUGCCUGAUCAGAAGUACCUGUGCAGCAGCUGCAAUAACGUUCUGAAGAAAGCCCUGCAGACACUCUGUGGGCACAGGUACUGCUCAGCCUGCCUCUCCUGGAUUGUACGAAACAAUAAAAAUGCAAUUUGCCAGAAAUGUAAGGAGGAAGAUCCCAGCACUUUGAGUGAGGAAAGCCUGCUGGCAGAAGAAAGGGCUUUUGGUGAUGCUGCCAUUAAUAAGGAGAUUUCUGAGCUCAAAGUGCACUGUGUGACCCUUGGAUGCAGUUGGUCUGGUAUCAUGAAAAACUUUGAAGAGCAUCAGAGUUUGUGUGAAUAUGCUUUAAUCCCUUGCCACACUGGUUGUGGCCACGUGGUCAUGAGAAAGAAACUUGCAGAUCAUUUGGAAAAUGGAUGUGUUAAUAACAUGACAAUGUGUCAGAAGUGUAAGAAGAGCUUAUCCAGUAGUGAAUACCAAGAACAUUCAUGUGAAGGCAGUUUAUGUAGGGAACAAAAAUGUAUGCAAACAGAAACAACAUCAAAGGAGAAGAACUGCUCUGCACCCUUAAUCAGCAGGGAUGGAUGUUAUUUUUCUGAAGUUGGCUGUUCAUUUAAGGGAAGCAAGGAGAAGAUAAAGGAGCAUGAAAAAACUGCAGUUGGGGCCCACAUGCUGCUUCUGCUGCAGUACAUAAGGCAGCUGAAGGCAAGCUUGUUCAGUGCUACCAAGGCUGCAAACAGCUUCAUCCCACAGUCAGAACUGAGUAGGAAUGGUGCAGGAAAAAGCAUCUCUGAACUGCAGAUCCCAGCGGGGUUGGACAUCAGUGGGGAUGUGGAAGUAGACUGUUUCCCUGGAUCUUCUGUUUCUGAAGAGGAAUCUGUUCUACAGCAGCUUCUGAGGGAAAAAGUGAUUUCUGAGCUAGAAAAUAAGCUACAUGUGUUUGAGAACAUUGUGGCAGUGCUCAAUAAAGAGGUGGAGACCUCAAACUUGGAAAUUGCAGCCUUUCGGAGACAGAGUGAACUCGAUCAAAAUUUAAUACGAGGCCUUGAACUGAAGAUUGCAGAGCUGCACCGAUGCCUGACACAGAAGGACGCAGGCCUCAGCACUCUCCAUAAGAGUCUUCUGUUCUCUGAGCAAGCUUCCUAUGAUGGGGUCUUUCUGUGGAAAGUAACAGAUGUUGGCAGGAAGCUACAGGACUCUGUGACUGGAAGAACAGUCAGUUUGUAUUCCCCAGCUUUCUACACUGCAAAGUAUGGCUACAAGGUCUGCCUGAGGGUUUAUCUGAAUGGGGAUGGGACAGGAAAAGGAACCCACAUGUCCCUUUUCUUCGUUGUCAUGAAAGGAGACUAUGAUGCUUUACUCCCGUGGCCUUUCAAACACAAGGUCACAUUUAUGCUGCUUGACCAAAAUAACAGGGAACAUAUCAUUGAUGCAUUUCGCCCAGACUUGACUUCUGCUUCAUUUCAGAGACCAGUGAACGAGAUGAAUGUUGCAAGUGGCUGUCCCAUGUUCCUCCCUCUGUCCAAAUUACAGUCACCUAAAUAUGCCUAUGUGAAAGAGGACACACUUUUCCUUAAAUGCAUCAUAGAAACAAAUUAG
Molecule: messenger RNA, 1674 nt
Organism: Indicator indicator
Lineage: Eukaryota; Metazoa; Chordata; Aves; Piciformes; Indicatoridae
Gene: TRAF1
Product: TNF receptor associated factor 1
Exons: 10
Coding region: 1-1674 (557 amino acids)
Biological process (GO): regulation of apoptotic process; tumor necrosis factor-mediated signaling pathway; regulation of canonical NF-kappaB signal transduction
Cellular component (GO): cytoplasmic side of plasma membrane; plasma membrane signaling receptor complex
Molecular function (GO): zinc ion binding; tumor necrosis factor receptor binding; ubiquitin protein ligase binding
Source: RefSeq, a predicted model, not a curated record